CGAAGGAUGCUUCGAAGGUAUGCUGUCUCAUCAGCAAGCAUGCGCACCUCUCCGACAGAAUACACCGCCGACGAGACCCGUACAGCGACUGAUAAGGAGAGCGCGCGCAGCAGCUGCAGCCAGCCGGGGGACUUGUGGGAUGGUCAGUGCGCAACCGGGGCAGCGGCACUGCAGCAGUCUCGGGCGAACAGACUAAACAUAGCGCACGCCAUGUGGGCACCCAUCAUCGACAACACGAUCAUUAGGCGGCUGCUUUGGUUGCAAUAAAUUGGCUGUGCCGUAGUACAAUUGCCGUCGUCGCGCGCAUGCUCGAGGACAGGAUCCACGCUGCCUGCUGUCACCAUCGCCGUCCUCGGCGACGUCUCGUCGUAGUAGCGCCCAGAGCUGCUCAAGCUGACCCUCGUUGAACCCUCCCGAUAGGUGCCUCGACAACGGAGACAGAGUAGAGCUGUCUACACCAUGGCGCGUCUCCCCGUGUCCAGUCUGGUGAGCCUCGCCUUGAGCGUCGCCGCUCUGGGAAUUGCCAAUACGGGUGCCUCGCCGUCAUCACCCCAUCACCAGCUCUCCUUUCAGCCUGAUGCCUCGAGUGGCGUCUUUACUCAUGCGCAACACGCCGAUGACCUCCUCAAGCAAGCUGCCAGCGCGGUUGGCCAAGCCGGCUCGGCCAGCAGCAGCACCGUGCAAGAUGAUCCGUUUAGGCAGAUGAUGGGCUCCUUCGCACCUUCAUCCUCGCUGCGAAUCGAGCUGCCGUACGAAAGCGUUGAGGCGAGCAGUAUGGCCGGUGCCGCGGCCAGGUCAGUAGAGCAGAUGAUCAUCGAGCAUAGUAACAAAACGGGCGGGAUGCACGCCAUCCUGACGCAUCGCGAGUUCCCCGAGGUCUCCGUCCGCAUCAAGCACAUCUCCUCCGGAACUAAGGCAAAGGCAGCAACGGGGCAAGUGCACUACUCGGCAGCGGAGCAGGAUCGCUCAGACCCAGAUGCGUUCUGCGACCCGGGGGUGUCGAGCUGGUCCGGCUACAUUGACACGAUCGACGGCAAGUCACUCUUCUUCUACUUUUUCGAGUCGCGCUCCAAUCCGGACAAGGACCCGGUCCUGUUCUGGACCAACGGAGGUCCGGGCUGCUCCUCGUCGCUUGGCCUUUUCCAAGAGCUGGGACCGUGCCGCGUCGAGCUGGGCUCGUCCAAGCAUGCGACAGGACCGCCAAUCAACGGGACAGAGGUGAACCCGUACGCGUGGAACACGCGCGCCAAUACCAUUUUCAUCGACCAGCCCGUCGGCGUCGGGUAUAGCUACACGCGCUACGGCGUGCACGUCGGCGACACCGAGUCGGCGUCGCACGACGUGUACAAGUUCUUGCGCAUCUUCUUCUCCGCCUUCGACCGCUUCCACGAUAACGGCCUCAUCCUAUCUGGCGAGUCGUAUGGCGGUAGGUAUCUCCCCAUCUUUGCCAGCGAGGUAGUAGACCGGAACCAGGCGUACGAGCUUCAGGCGCAGAAGCACGGAAAGACGAAGCCGAGCAAGGAGCAGAUCGUGCCGCUCAAGAGCGUGCUUAUCGGCAACGGGCUGACAGACAUCAGCAGGCAGGUGCCGCAGUAUUACGACUUCACAUGCACGAAGAAGGGCGGCUUCAAGCCUUACCUGUCCAUCGAGCAGUGCACGCGCAUGAAGGUCUACCGGGACAAGUGCGCUAAGGAGCUAGCCGUCCACUGCCGUGAGAGCUACAAUGCUGACAAAUGUGCAGAUCUUAACAUGGUCUGCCAAUCGGAGCUGUUUGGCGUCUACGCGCAGACGGGUCGAAACCCCUACGAUAUCACCGACGAUUGCAAAGCGGGCCUUACUCCCAACCUGUGCUACCCCGUCUCAGCUGACAUCCGCAACUACCUAGACCGCGAUGACGUGCGCUCGCUCAUCGGUGCGGCACCGAAGAGCCAGAUCGGCAAGUUCCGCUCGUGCAACUUUGAAGUCGGCGCCAGCUUUGAGUGGCACUACGACAGCCUGCUGGACAACUCGCGCAACAUCGCGGGCUUGCUCGAGCGCGACAUCGACGUGCUCAUCUAUGUAGGCGAGAAAGACGUCAUCUGCAACUGGCUCGGCAACAAGGCGUGGGUCAUGGACCUCGAGUGGUCCGGCAAGGACGCGUUCCACGCCAACAAGCUGCGAAGGUGGCGUGUCGACGGCGACGAUGCCGGCGAGACGCAGCACGGCGGCGGCCUCACGUGGGCCACGAUCAAGGGCGCCGGCCACAUGGCUCCGUACGACAAGCCUGCAGCAUCCCUUGCGAUGCUCCACCGCUUCCUCGACGGCGAGACGCUGUGAUAAGCUCUCCCUCGCCCUCGCUAAGGCCCGAAGAGCAAACAGGAGUGACGACGAGAAGGAAGGCCAGUCCAACAGACCUUGCACUGACGCACGCCGCGGUUUCCACGGGUUUUAAUGCUGGGCCGGAGGGCUCGUCACGUCGGGUGCGCUUCUGCCAGAUGGCAACGACCCCGUGGGAGAAGGAAUUACCCAAUGUCUAGGCAUCGGGUAAGUCUGUAGAACGGAUAUGUUCAUCCAUAAUGCUGCAAUGCAAUCAGUGCUCUGGCGCUGCGGAAUCAAACA
Messenger RNA from Tilletiaria anomala UBC 951, 2598 nucleotides. RefSeq names its product alpha/beta-hydrolase. Gene Ontology annotation, biological process: proteolysis. NCBI's taxonomy places the organism in Eukaryota, Fungi, Basidiomycota, Exobasidiomycetes, Georgefischeriales, Tilletiariaceae. The coding region runs from base 460 to 2316 and encodes 618 amino acids. Gene Ontology annotation, molecular function: serine-type carboxypeptidase activity. The record is from RefSeq and is a predicted model, not a curated record. Gene Ontology annotation, cellular component: fungal-type vacuole. The transcript is spliced from 6 exons.